AUGUCUUCCAACACGUUUGAUUUUGCCGAUGCCGCUACACCGGCGCAAGGGACUUCAGCCAUUCAGCUAACCUCGACGUACCUUGAAGGUUCCUCAUCGGAAAGCGGGGGCACCAUGAUUGAUCCCAGUAUAUGGUUCAUCCCCGACAACCUUUUCCAACAGAUUUUUGGCAGUACAUUGCCAUUGAAUUGGGAAGAAUACGUCCCGAUCACACCCAAUACACACCACCCUCCUCCUCCUCCAGUUCCGCUCCCGUCAAACAGUCACGGAGAACAGCGCCUAUCCGACUCUGAAGGGGCAAAUAGUUCUUUGGAUGACAUAGAAGCAUACCGUGGUACAUACCAUGCUGAGCAUGAGGGAGCUUCAGGCUCAAACAGCGUCGAAUAUCCUGAUACAGAUCACUUUGGAUGCGACAUUCCUGUAGGCCAAUUUCCAACUGAUAAGCCAUUGGUAUUCCCAGAAGUGCUGAAUGGAUCACUUAACCAAAACAUGGACAUCUUUCACCAUGACUAUGAUGCGCAUCAAAUCUACCCAGAGCCACGGAUAACCUCCACUGGAGACCCUACCAUUCCGCCAUUCCAAGAAGUAUCGAACCAAACAGUUCUUGGAGGGUAUCCCAACACACGAUUAUCUGUACAUCCAUAUUCUGGCCACACAGAAGAAGGAAAGACAGAAAUAAACCAUUCAAUAUUCGAUCACGUAGACUGCCAGAAACAUUCAGCUUCCGGGAUAAGUCCCGUUGAGCAGAAUGAUGGCACAUCUGCCGCAACAGCAGUUCGAAGGGGAAUGGUUGAUGCGCAUGAUCUUCCCCCUCUACAUGCGGAGGCAAGAAAGGAAAGAGACGGGGUGGUGUUUGAGAGGGAAGCUGGAGAAUUGCAAAGAGUAGGGAGAAAGACGACAACGAUUGAUGGACGGCGUUGA
Psilocybe cubensis is the source of this 921-nucleotide messenger RNA. RefSeq lists its product as uncharacterized. The coding region runs from base 1 to 921 and encodes 306 amino acids. The record is from RefSeq and is a predicted model, not a curated record. NCBI's taxonomy places the organism in Eukaryota, Fungi, Basidiomycota, Agaricomycetes, Agaricales, Agrocybaceae. The transcript has 3 exons.